AUGUCUUCGCAAAAAGACGACCCUGCCUCGAGGCUGAAGGCGCUCGAGCGCAUGGGAGUCGUCAAGGACUACAGCAGGGUGUACCGUUCCACUGUGCUGGUCGUCGGAGUCGGCGGAGUAGGCGCCGUUGUUGCUGAAAUGCUGACGCGGUGCGGAGUUGGCAAGCUAAUCCUGUUCGACUACGACGACGUGGAGCUGGCAAACAUGAAUAGGCUCUUCUACACCCCCAACCAGGUUGGAAUGUCCAAAGUUGAGGCUGCAAAGCAGACACUGAACGCCAUCAACCCGCAAGUGCAAGUUGACGCCGUCCAUGCAAACAUCUGCAAGGACUAUGCAGCCUUCUAUGAGCGGAUAUGCCACGGUGCUCUAGGCGGUGGACAGGUCGACCUCGUGCUGUCAUGUGUCGACAAUUACGCUGCGAGGGUCACGAUCAACAAGGCAUGCUGCCAGGCUAACCAGAUUUGGAUGAAUUCGGGUGUGGCCGAAAAUGCAACAAGCGGGCAAAUACAGACGUGCAUACCUGGAAUGACCGGAUGCUUCCUGUGCGCACCGCCGUACAUUGUGGCUGUCAAGGGUGACGAAAGCACCAUCAAGAGGCCAGAUGUGUGCACGGCCAGCCUGCCCACAACCAUGGGAGUGGUAGCCGGGCUGCUGGCGCACAACGCGCUCAAACACAUUCUCCAGUUCGGGAACGUCACGAAAUUGCUCACGUACAACUCCUUGCAGGACUACUUCCCAUCGUACUCAAUCGGUUGCAACCCUGAAUGCAACGAGAACUACUGUCUGCAGAGGCAAGAGGAGAAACGAGCAGAACGCGAAAAGGCUCUGGAGGAGGAAAGAGCAGCGGCGGAAGCAACGUCUAGCGCAUAUGAACCGGUGGAACAUGAGAGCAACGAGUACGAAAUCACGGUAGUCUCGGAGGACGAGCUGGAUGAUGAGAAGGCAACUGAAACGGCUGUCGCAGCAGCCAAACCAAGUCAGGCGCCCGCAGAAAAGCUGUCGCUCAAGGAACUCAGAGAGCGUCUUCGAAACGUAUCUACAAGCGGCUAA
Molecule: messenger RNA, 1050 nt
Organism: Babesia ovata
Lineage: Eukaryota; Apicomplexa; Aconoidasida; Piroplasmida; Babesiidae
Product: Ubiquitin-like modifier-activating enzyme 5
Exons: 2
Coding region: 1-1050 (349 amino acids)
Biological process (GO): protein ufmylation
Cellular component (GO): cytoplasm; cytosol
Molecular function (GO): UFM1 activating enzyme activity
Source: RefSeq, a predicted model, not a curated record